ACUUGUUAACCCACAGCCCCAGAAAGCCAUGACCAGUCUGUGCAAGUGGCAGCAGGCAAACUUGCCUGCUUGGCAACCCAAACCAAACCCCAUAUGACCUUUUUCCUUCUGUUUCCCUCUAGGCCUUCAAAUGAGUCUUCCUCAAUGCUGUCAGCCACAGAAGGUGGAUCCAGCUGCUGGUCAUCUGCACGAAUUAGCACUUCCAUGAGCAAGGAAGCCAAGUCCACCUGUGCAGGAUGAGUGGACUGGGGCACUCUGUGGGUCUGAAUCUCAAGGCUGAGCUCUUGUGGGAAUUUGCUGAUGUCGAAUUCUGCAGAUGUUUUCUUGGAUUCCUCUGUCUUCCCCACGAGUGGAGACCAGAGGAGUUACCGUACGCAGGCAUCGGCCACGCUGCUCCUCCGCUUGCGCUGAGCUGACCCAGGGCCUCCUCUACCAUGAGCGGUGUUCGCCACCACCUCGGAUUCCUGCUCCUGGCCGAAGCGGUGCUGUGUGCUGCUGCCACACGGUUUCAAGAUGUGCUGAGCUAUGGAAGCACUUCUGCCACAUCCUACAAGAAGCUACAAGGCUGGUCUAGCGAUCAAAAUACAUGGAACGAAAAGCUUUAUCCUUUCUGGGAAGAAGGAGAUCCCAGAUGGAAGGACUGCUGGAAAGGAGGAAGGGUGACAGCCAAAUUGGAUACUGAUAGUCCAGCACUGGUAGGAUCCAACGUGACCUUUGUUGUCGCUCUCCAGUUUCCUAAGUGCCAGAAGGAAGAUAAUGAUGGCAACAUAGUAUACCAGAGAAACUGUACCCAGGAUCCUCCAGCUGCUGAGGAUCAGCAAGUCUAUGUCUACAACUGGACUGAAUGGAUUGACAACUGUGUCUGGGAAAACUGCACAAGCAAUUACAGUCAUAAUGUAUUCCCAGAUGGGAGACCUUUCCCUCACCACCCUGGCUGGAGGAGAAAGAACUUUGUCUACGUGUUUCACACGUUUGGUCAGUAUUACGAAACAACAGGACGAUCUUCAGCAAAGCUUUCGGUCAACACAGCAAAUAUCACUCUUGGCAAACAUGUGAUGGCAGUGUCCAUUUACAGGAGAGGGCACUCAGGAUACGUUCCAAUCGCGAGAGCAAAAGCCAUUUACUCUGUAACAGACAAAAUUCCAAUAUUUGUGAGUAUGUUCCAAAAACAUGACCGCAACAUCUCAGACUCCAUUUUUAUCAAAGACUCACCAAUUACAUUUGAUGUGAAUAUCCAUGAUCCCAGCUACUAUCUUAACAACUCUGCCAUCUCCUACAAGUGGAACUUCGGAGAUGGAAGUGGCUUAUUUGUAGCCAGCAGUUCUACUACAUCUCACACUUACACUCUGCAAGGAAACUUCACUCUGAAUUUAACUGUCCAAGCCAUUAUUCCUGUGCCCUGCAAGCCAGUAACACCCACGGUACCACCCCCCACCCCAGCAGUAACAACCGGAGCAUCUUCAGACUCUUCUGCCAUCGUUGAGUCAAUGGAGGAUAAUCCUGAUGGAGGUUGCCACAUUUACAGAAAUGGAUACUAUAGAAGUGGUAUCUCUGUCGUAGAGGGAAUCCUUGAGGUAAAUAUUAUUCAGAUGACGAGCAUCCAGAUGACAGAAAGUCAAGCUGAAAACUCACUGGUUGACUUUGUUGUUACCUGCCAAGGGAGUCUGCCCACAGAUGUCUGCACAGUAGUUUCUGACCCCACUUGCCAGGUGUCCAAGAGUGUGGUAUGUGACCCCGUCACCGUCAGCGAUGAAUGUUUACUCACUGUCAGGAGAUCUUUUGAGGAACCCGGAACAUACUGUAUAAACAUCACCUUGGGUGAUGACUCAAGUCAAGCCCUUGCCAGUGCACUGAUUUCUGUAAAUGGAGGAUCAUCAUACAGAACAACAGAAGGCGUCUUUAUCUUCCUUGGCUUGUUGGCAGUUUUUGCCACCAUUGGGGCAUUUGUCCUUUACAAGAGAUACAAGCAAUACAAGCCUAUUGAGAGAAGCGCAGGACAAACAGAGAAGCAGGAGGGACUCACUGCUUACUUCAGCAGUUUCAAAGCUGUUUUCUUCCCUAAUAGCACUGAGAGAAAUCCUCUGCUGAAGAGUAAACCAGGCAUUGUUUAAACCUUUAGUCUAACACCGACUGUUAGAUUAAGAACAGAACUCAUAUUGAACUGUACUUUAAUGGGGCUUUCUUGUUAUUAAAAAACAGGGAGUAAGGUGAAAGCACAUAUAGAGGGAAUGAUAACUUUUGGGGCUUGGUGCAAUUAGAAACAUUAAAGUAGUCCUUUGUAGAAAACAAGGAAGUAGUUUUAAGCACUUGCUGUUCUUGCUUGUGAUCCAGGAUAAACUCUUCUGAAUAACUAACUGCCCCCCACUACAACACACUUAUCUGGGUUUUCUUACUUCUAGGUUAACAACCUGCAAAAAUAAUCAUAUCUAUAAUUUGGAAGGGGGAAAAAAAAGGUAAAUU
Molecule: messenger RNA, 2460 nt
Organism: Pipra filicauda (Wire-tailed manakin)
Lineage: Eukaryota; Metazoa; Chordata; Aves; Passeriformes; Pipridae
Gene: GPNMB
Product: glycoprotein nmb
Exons: 13
Coding region: 435-2111 (558 amino acids)
Biological process (GO): cell adhesion
Molecular function (GO): integrin binding
Source: RefSeq, a predicted model, not a curated record